AUGUACAUUUACAGUUCAAUUGACAGCUGGGAAUCACCUGUUCUAUUAGCUGCUGUUGUUCCUGGAUCCGAAGAUGAUUCAAGUGGUUCAGAAGAAGGUGGUGAUCCUUCAGCUGAUCCAGUCAUAGUACCUCAAGUUCCAGAUAUUAAAACUGGAAGAGUUAUCGAAAGAACAUUAGGUGAUCAUCGAUUAUGGAGAAUGGCUCUAUUUAAUUUUGAAAAAUAUCCUGGAAUGAGAAUGAAUGUACCACCGGAACGAAUGACAUGGACUGAUACAGUCACUCUUUUCUUGGCAAAUGAAGAUUUUACUGCAGUUAAUGAGGAUGGUCGAUGUGAUGGACAUUUUGUCCGUAUUCCAUUAUUACAUAGACAUUGUACUUACUUAUCGUCGAUUCAUUACAAUACGUUAUGCAUGUUAUGUGAAAAUACGAUAAAUAUAACUGAUAUCAUUCCUUAA
Molecule: messenger RNA, 456 nt
Organism: Schistosoma bovis
Lineage: Eukaryota; Metazoa; Platyhelminthes; Trematoda; Strigeidida; Schistosomatidae
Source: the annotation of a GenBank genome assembly